UAGGCAGUCUCAAGUUCCUCUCUCUAAAAACCAAAAUGCGUUUGACAACUCUCUCUCUCUACUCUGUUAUUUAUAUUACUCAAUCAAAGUCGAAAGAUUAGCAUUCGAGGUGAGCGACGGUUGUUUUUACGUUUUAAGAGCUUCAACUCUCUCUAUCUAUAGAGAAAGAAAUUAAAUACUGAACUCCAUAUACCUUCAACAAAGAGAGAGCAAUCAUUCACCCAACACAGAGAGUUCUUUCAUACCCACCACCAGCAUUUUCACUGUCUCGCCAUACAAAGGAAUCAAGACCAUAUAGGUUUCAGGAAUAGGUUUUGCGUUGAAUGGGGAUAUCAUUUUCGGGUCCAUUUGCGGAGUACGGUGAUGUGGAGAAUGAGUUGGAAUCUGUUUUUGUUAAGUCUAUUAGCUUCGGAGAUGAUAAAGAGAAAACUCCAGUACGAUCAGUCAGUUUCAAAAGGCAAGAUUCAAUACCCACAAUAUUGAAAUCCUUGGGUUCUGGAAAGAUGAUAUUUGAAGGAUCAGUUAGUUUUAAGGGCAUAGAAGGAGAGGCAAUGAUCUCAAUCAAGCCUUCUUCAUUAGAUGAAGAAAAUAAUGUUCCCAUAACACCAAUCAAAACAAAGAGGAAUGAUGUAAAUAAUCAUUCCCCAAGAUCUGAUAGUCCAGUAGGAAUGUGCCAACCCAUGAUUCUGGAUUCAAGCAACCCCAAACACGAGGCUGCAAUAAGGUUGCAGAAAGUGUACAAAAGUUUCCGAACCAGAAGAAAGCUAGCAGAUUGUGCUGUUCUUGUUGAGCAGAGCUGGUGGAUGCUCUUAGACUUUGCUGAACUCAAGCGAAGUUCGAUAUCUUUCUUUGACAGUAAGGAACAUGAAUCUGCCAUGUCACGUUGGUCACGAGCAAGAACAAGAGCUGCCAAGGUUGGAAAAGGUUUGUCAAAGAAUGAAAAGGCCCAAAAAAUGGCCUUGCAACACUGGCUUGAGGCGAUUGAUCCACGGCAUCGAUAUGGACACAAUCUACACUUCUAUUAUGUUAAAUGGCUUCAGUGCCAGAGUAGGGAACCCUUCUUUUACUGGUUGGAUAUAGGAGAGGGCAAAGAAGUAAAUCUUGAUAAAUGUGCCAGAUCAAAACUUCAACAGCAGUGCAUCAAGUAUCUUGGUCCAAUGGAAAGGAAGGCCUAUGAAGUCACUAUCGAGGAUGGAAAGUUUAUAUACAAGCAAACAGGGGAGUUCCUACACACAACUGAAGAUGCAAAAUGGAUUUUUGUCCUAGGCACUUCUAAGACCUUGUAUGCUGGCAAGAAAAAAAAGGGUACCUUCCAGCAUUCGAGCUUCUUGGCUGGAGGAGCCACUACUGCUGCUGGGAGAUUAGUUGUUGAAAAUGGCAUCCUUAACGCUGUUUGGCCUCACAGUGGUCAUUAUUGCCCCACAGAAGAGAAUUUCAGGGACUUCAUUUCAUUUCUCAAAGACAAUAAUGUGGAUCUCACCGAUGUUCAGAUGAUGUCAAUUGAUGAAGAAGAUUCAACUAGCAGACUACGAAGCAGUAAGCAUCUUAGAAGCAACUCUGACGAGGACUUGGCUGAAAAUGUAAAUGUUACAGAGAUUGAAGAGGUCAAUGUUGAAGAUUUGACUCAAGAGAAGACUGAAUCAAUGGAACAAGAAUAUGCUGCUGCAUUGAAACCAUCAAAGUCAAGGCGGCUCCGAAACCUUUGUAGAAAAUUGACCGAUCUUGAAAUACCAAAAAAGGAUGGAUUGCUCGAGAGAUUACAAAAUGAAAAUUCUGCAGCUGGACCAAGUUGUGACAAUGGCUUGGUAGACUCUCCAGUGAGGGAUGGCUAUGAAACACCAGAAGAAGCAUUUACCUCAGAUCAAGAAUACACGCCUCUUGAACAGAACUUGUUUAGUGAAGAACACGAAGCAGAAGUAGAGAGCAUUCCCGAAGAAUCAAUUCUUCAAAGAAUUAACUCAAAAAAAGGAACAAAGUCUUAUCAACUAGGGAAGCAAUUGUCUUGCAAAUGGACAACUGGAGCAGGACCUCGUAUAGGGUGUGUGAGGGACUAUCCAUCAGAGCUCCAGUUCCGGGCUCUGGAGCAAGUGAACUUGUCUCCACGAAGUACUGGACAUUGUAGAACAUACUUCUCUCCUCGAAACAGUAGUGGACCAAGUCCAAAGACAUCAUCCAUCCUCUGGCAUUGCAGUGGUGCAGUGGCAGUGACUGCGGACUCCCCAGUGCCUGAGAUAGGGAGUUUAAAACAAAGAAGAACACAGUCCUCCCCAUUACAGAGAAUUGGAUCCAUAACAGGUUGCUAAUGAGUUCCUGGUUGAUCUAUUAUUAUUGCGUGAAUACAAAAAUAUAGCGUAGGAAUUCUUUAUCAUUCUUUUCAAUUCAAAUGUACUUUUUUAACAAGUAUCAAUUCAAAUCAUGUAUACAUUUUUUUAAAUUCUUUCAUCUUGUACAUUAUCAUGAAAAUUGUAGCAUCCUUUGGGUUUUGGAACCCAUUCAAUACAAGAGAAAUAUUCACUUUUCUUUUUUA
This is a messenger RNA of Tripterygium wilfordii, 2527 nucleotides long. Its product is annotated as IQ domain-containing protein IQM2-like. The coding region runs from base 324 to 2303 and encodes 659 amino acids. The transcript has 8 exons. The record is from RefSeq and is a predicted model, not a curated record. NCBI's taxonomy places the organism in Eukaryota, Viridiplantae, Streptophyta, Magnoliopsida, Celastrales, Celastraceae.